Messenger RNA from Talaromyces proteolyticus, 1356 nucleotides. RefSeq names its product phosphatidate cytidylyltransferase. NCBI's taxonomy places the organism in Eukaryota, Fungi, Ascomycota, Eurotiomycetes, Eurotiales, Trichocomaceae. Gene Ontology annotation, molecular function: phosphatidate cytidylyltransferase activity. Gene Ontology annotation, cellular component: endoplasmic reticulum membrane. The record is from RefSeq and is a predicted model, not a curated record. The transcript is spliced from 4 exons. Bases 1 to 1356 code for a protein of 451 amino acids.
AUGGGUCGAAGGAAUGUCAGAUUUCCGCACCGGUCAAACGGCGACCUGGCACGACGGCCAAGUAUCUCAGAAAUGAGCGAUGGCCAGUCUGAUCCCGGGAGUCCAACUCAAGCCGCAAACCAUUUGCAAGGAGACGUGAUUCAGGAGGAGAAAUCGGAUGCCCCGGCUCUCUCGGACUACGAAAAGAAGAAACAAACCUUCAUCACUCGAACAAUAUGGACAUUUGUCAUGAUUGCAGGGUUUUUCAGCGCCAUGUUCUCCGGUCACAUAUACCUCGUUGCUAUUGUGACCGCUGUUCAAAUCAUCUCUUUCAAGGAGGUCAUCGCCAUCGCAAACGUCCCCAGCCGAGAUAGAAAUCUGCGCUUCACCAAGUCUCUUAACUGGUAUUUCCUGGCAACUACGAUGUACUUCUUAUACGGAGAGAGCGUGAUCUACUAUUUCAAGCAUAUCUUAUUGGUAGACAAAGUGCUUCUGCCAUUCGCAACUCAUCAUCGAUUCCUUAGCUUCAUGCUGUAUGUCAUGGGCUUUGUAUUUUUCGUGGCUACUCUGCAAAAAGGACACUACCGCUUUCAAUUCACCCAAUUCGCAUGGACUCAUAUGGCACUUUACCUCAUCGUCGUACAGGCGCAUUUCAUUAUGAACAAUAUCUUCGAGGGCAUGAUUUGGUUCUUCUUACCGGCUUCUCUGGUCAUCACAAAUGACAUCUUUGCAUACGUUUGCGGCAUUACGUUUGGACGGACACAGCUGAUUAAGCUUUCCCCAAAGAAGACAGUCGAGGGCUUCAUUGGUGCAUGGAUUUGCACCAUUAUCUUCGGCUAUUUUAUGACGAACAUCCUGAUGCGGUACAAAUAUUUCACUUGCCCCGUGACCGACCUCGGCUCUAGCGUUUUGACGGGGUUGGAAUGCACACCUAACCCGGUGUUUAUCCCCAAAAACUACUAUCUCCCUAACUGGCCUCUUCUACCAAAAUCCAUCUAUGUUGCACCGAUGCAAUUUCACAUUCUCGUCUUCGCGUCUUUUGCAUCUUUGAUCGCACCCUUUGGCGGAUUCUUUGCAUCUGGCUUGAAACGUACCUUCAAGGUCAAGGACUUUGGAGAGUCCAUCCCAGGACACGGUGGUAUCACUGAUCGCAUGGACUGUCAAUUCAUUAUGGGAUUCUUCGCAUUCAUGUAUUAUCAUAGCUUCAUCGCUGUGUAUACGGCCAGCGUUGGCGAUGUCAUCGAGACCGCAAUCAAUGGGUUGACUGUAGAAGAACAGCUCGAGGUUGUCCGUGGUCUCGGCAAGUAUCUGUACAACCAAGGGAAAGUCUCGGCAAGUGUUCUCGAAUGUCUGAAUGGCGAGCUCUUGAAACGAUAG